Phytomonas sp. EM1 is the source of this 4086-nucleotide messenger RNA. The record is from the annotation of a GenBank genome assembly. Lineage: Eukaryota; Euglenozoa; Kinetoplastea; Trypanosomatida; Trypanosomatidae.
AUGGAAUUGUUUCGUGAGUAUGUCGGGUCGCUGAAGAAGUCUCGCGAUGAAGAAGAAACACGACGGGAACGGCGUCGCGUGCGUCGUCAGGAGCAGUUCCUUAGUACCCGCUCUAAUCGAGAGGAUCGUAAUCGGCAGAUUCUUUUCAGGGAUAUUCACACACUUUCAAAGUCCAACACUAUCGCGGAGUCGGAACUCGUCGAUUCUGUCUCUCAAGCUCUUUCGUGGUGGUACUCAAUAUGCGAUCACACCAUAGAGCACCAACUGCAGUGCGAGUUGGCGGUGCAGAGGACGAAAACUCACGAGGAAGAUUAUUUGAACUGUGUUCUUGAUCUUGAGAAUAAGUGUUCAGCGGUCGUCUUCGAUACCGAUGCAAGUCGAUGGGAAGAGGCAAAGAAUAUAUAUCUAGAGGCAGAGAAGCAGGCUCAGCAGGAGGCCGUACGGGAUGCCAUAAACAGUGUGAUGCAAUUAACAGAGCAGUGCAUAACCUUUCUCAGCGCAAAUGGACUGGAAAACGAUGAAGGGGGUUCGGGUACCUACUUGGACUCCAACAUCAUCGCACAACUCGUUUUAGACGAUGAAAUGUGGCCACAAGCGUGCGAGGGCGAUGUGGUGGUUUCAUCCCCCUGUUCACUGAUAAGCUUGCCUGCAAGUAAAGCAUUUAAAGCUAUUUUUCACCGGGAAACACCAUUUAGUAUGUCCUGCUCGGAGUUUUUGCAGCUUCUGCGCUUUGCAUACAAAGAAGAUAGUAACGAAAACUGUGUUACACGUUCCUUCUUUGAUGUCAGCAACCUUCCCAUUAUCGCUCUGAAUGGACCGAAGCUCAGUGGGAAAUCGAUCCUGGCCAAAUAUAUUGCGUCUCAUUGCGGGUUUUGUUGCGUCUCGGACAAGGACUUGGCGCAGAAGGCGCUGACCGCAUAUCAAAGAAAAAGUUCCUCUAACCCAGACUCCCAGCUCGAGGAGGAGCCCCCACAGACGGAAGAGGCGUGGUCAAACAUCGGCGCCACCUUGCAAGACUUGCUCCUCAGAGGCGACGCGGUGCCCUUCGCCGCCGUUGUCCAAAUGGCACACCUCCAGCUCAAGGACUUACACUCCGAGAAUUCGUCAGUCGACGGAACGAACGAGGCCGUUGGUCUCUUACUUGAUGGCAUCGUUACCUCGCCGGAGAUCUAUGAGCACUUGCAGACGGCUCUUCUACCCACCAGCGGUCUUUUAUACGAGCCCCUUGUCCGGUGCUGGUGUGGAUCUCUAUCAGAGCCGGACAAAACUCAGGAAACAGAAGAGGGAGAUCCGAUUCGAAACACGCUUCGGAUGCCAAAGCUCCCGGAAGAGCUUCCCACUGCGAAGGAAGGCAAAGAAAAAAUCUUCAGGCGCAGCGUCGGUGCCUCCACGCUGCCACCCCCGAUCCUACCGGCAGUUAUCGAUAUUUCAGAGGAAGUGAAGCGAGAGAUGACAUUUAUACAGAAGGCAACAUCUGAACUUGCUGAUUAUGCGUCCAUCCUUACGGCUAUCAUCCAAAUUGAAUGUUCUCCCGAGGAGUUGUUUAGGCGCUUCGCGGGGCUUCGAAUCGACCAAGAAAAUGGUGCCGAGUAUCAUAUGGUGUACAGCCCGCCACCGUCAAGCCGCGCGCCGUUUUUGGUAGGUCUGGAGCGCACGCAGGCGAACGCGGUGCGGCUUGCCGAUAUCGUGCUUCACCAACAGGCUGAGUGGUCGAAGAUGCGGUGCUGGCUCGCCAUGCAGUCGCAGCCUAAUCUGAUGUCGAGAGUGUAUGAAAUCAACGGCGAGGAAUCUAUUGAGGUCAUUCAGGGCCACAUUGACGGUAUUUUAUCGAGGAUUCGUGAAGGCUUCAUCGCGGCUCAGAACCUUUAUAGUGAUAUGAGGGCCUCCCAGUGUCGCGUGCACGCGCUAGAGGAGAAACGCGCAGAGCAACUAGCGGAAAGGGAGGCAAAACGGCAGCACCUCAUCUCUAUUUACACCGAAAAGGGCUUUGCAGUGCCUGUAGAACUGCAAAUCAACACGCACUCAAAUGAAUGCGGCGCUUCGGACGAGCUCAAGCCCCCGCGCGGCGUGUGCAGAGUCAUUCUGAAGGCCACCCACACCUUCACUCUGAGCUACGUGAGCACCUACGCCACGGCGUGGAAGUGCCUGAGAUCCCUGGCGAAGCAGGUCACGUUGUAUCGUAAGACUGUCAUGGAGGAAAUGCAGCGGUUCAUGUGCUUACCAGACGAUAAGCAGAGGAUAUUAGACAACUUUAUCCGGCAUUUCAAUGGUAUUACACCCUUGAUGCGUAGCGAAAUCGCCUUCAAGGAGGAGGCCCAUGUCAUGGUCGAGGAACUCGCGGAUAACCUUUUCAGAUGUGUAUCCGCAACGAAGAAACGAUGGCAGCAACUAAUAGGCACCAUUAUUCGGCGAGAUGCGUUCAUGGAGAGCUGGGAGAGUAGUCUGCGCAACGUCGGCGUCACUCUCGCGCAGGCGGAAACGGAGCGCUUUGUAACGGUGGUGCGUCUCUUCAACUUCUUCUUCAACGCUCAACUCGGGGAGGAGCCCGUUGUGGUAGAGGAAUUUGACUGGGAUGCCGCCUUUGCAUCGAUCAACACGCCCGAUUACUUAGAGGGCUCUGUGCGAAUCGAGAGGAAGAGAAUCCUGAAUCUAAAGAAGCCACACCCCGCCAACAUCAGCACCCACGCGUAUGGAAAGGUUGCGGAUGACGGAUCGGCCCGAUCCGCGCGCGAUACCUUCGACGAGGUGCUGCAGCGGGUGGUUGUCGCCCUCACGAGCUUUGCGGAUCGCUUCCGGCCAGCCAGCGACGCGGGGUUGAAAAAUCAGAAAAAAUCGACGACGUCGGGGACGGCGCGGGCCGAGGCUUUUGCCGCCCAUUGCGCCCCCCUUAUCGAGGCGGAAAUGACACGCACGCUGGAGCGGCUUUAUUGCAUCCGUGAUUUUGUCGGGAAUAUGGCAAGCCAGGGCGAGCAGUACCGCGCCAAGAUGCGGAAUAAGAUGUCCGAGGAGAUCACCGGGGCCGUCUACGCGGAGGCGUCCGCCGUGAACACGGCGUUGUACGUCCUGCGCUGCUGCAUUGAGGAUGAGAGUAAGGCGCCGCGGAUGCACCUGGGAUGCGGCACCUUCGCCGUUCUCGACGCCUCUGGCCAAUUGAUCGCGUAUCCCUCGCCGACCGCUCCCGCUAAGGCGCAUUACAAGAAUCCAAGCUUCAUCACCGACGUUCCCCUUUGCCAGGAGCUGCCGGAGAACACGCUCAAAGUGCACGCGGGGUUGACUUUUGGGCGCCUUAAGUAUCUUAUCGCGGGCUUUGCCGCGGUCGCCCCUCAGUAUCAGCUCGCGAAGAACGACUUUAUGCGCUUUGUGCGGGAGGAGGACUACGACUCAGUACCACGCAGCUUAUCUUCACCUCGGUCGGCGGGAACCUCGGUCAGGCAGACAAAGUCGACUUUGGCGCUCUUUCAAGAGUUUGACGUUCACCAGGCAGGUGUGAUUGACUGGCGCGAGUUCAUCGUGCAUCUGCUCUUCUGGUGUAAACCUCCUACUUCAAAGAGUGUGGCUGGUGUUUUUUUCAUACCAGACGCAACCAUCGAGGAGCUGCGGGAUAGCAAGCAAGCUCUUGGCGACGAACCGUUGGACAAGGACGCCUUUCAUGAAAAGACUCUUUUCUUUGCAAAGUAUUUGCCCAAAGACCGUCUAGAGGUCUACAUGGAGGCGUUAUGGUUGACUUUUCGUGAUGAACAGACGCAAACGCUCGUUCCAAUAACCCUGCUGUUGUUUCUGUGCGCAGACGUUCAGCGGAUACGCGGUGCCCAGAAGGCGAUAUGCGUAUCCGCGCAGAUGCCUGCGGAAACGCACGAGUUAGCCGUCACCCAGUCUGAGCUGGAGCGUGCCUUCCACAUCCUCUCCACAAACCCCCAGGCGCUCUCUCUCUACGAUCCUUUUUCAACUCGUAAUAUAGAACUCUUGUUCGCAUCGCAGGUGGGUGCCCCAACUGCCAUCUCAUUUCGCCAGAUGUGUGGUUGCCUUAUGGGCCGCAUGAUGCUGAAUAGCUCUAGUGCCUUUCAUCGCAAAUCCUUUACGGCCUAA